This is a messenger RNA of Blastomyces gilchristii SLH14081, 1815 nucleotides long. Its product is annotated as amidohydrolase. The coding region runs from base 448 to 1815 and encodes 455 amino acids. The transcript is spliced from 6 exons. The record is from RefSeq and is a predicted model, not a curated record. Lineage: Eukaryota; Fungi; Ascomycota; Eurotiomycetes; Onygenales; Ajellomycetaceae. Gene Ontology annotation, molecular function: deaminase activity. Gene Ontology annotation, cellular component: cytosol.
GAGGUAUGCAUGUACUGAGGCAUCUUUUUCCGCCCAUCAAACUUCGUUUGGCUCCUUGGAUUUCUCCUGAGCCUAUUUAAAGAUGAUGCCCCAUGGUUUCGCCCGCCAAUGAUUCAAAGCAUUCGAGCAUACUUAAUUCUUAAUCGUAAAAAAGUUUCCGAAAAGGAGGUCCAGAGUCUCUCAUGUUUGCGAUCGAGAGUAGCCCUUACAACUCCAUGAAUAAACAGUCCAGGAUGCAUAAGUUAUUCAUCCUAUGGGUUUUAUAUAUUCUUUUUGUGAAACUACCCCCGCUAUCAUCUAUCUACCCCUCCUCCCAUGUAUAUAAGAUGCGCCCGGAGCAGAAGGAAGCGCAUAUAAAGAAAGUCACAUCUGCCAUAUUCCCUACACACCAGCCUUCCAAGACCUUAUCUAACCAUAUCAUACCUUUCAUUAACAAGCGGCGACACGAUGCCAUCCUCAAUCCUCCUCCAAAACUCAGCAAUCAUCGUCCCUAGCUCCAGGGCAAGCACUUAUGCUGUCCCACUGAGCGGGCACUCCCGUCUCAUCGAGGGCAACAUAAUCACCCGCAUAGCUCCGCAUGCGGAUGUCCAGGCUCCCUCUGCGGACACGGAAGUCAUUGAUUGUCGUGGCAAUAUUGUAUCGCCGGGCUUCGUUGAUACGCACCAUUCAUCUCUGGCAGACGCAGCCGAAGGGCAGGCAUGCGGAUCAUUCGUUGAUGGAGUACAUGCCUUCUGGUAUGUGGCAUGCCAUUUGCUGUUUAUUUCGUUGCUGUUGACUGAGGCGGAAACAUGCAAUGCUCGAACUAUACGGCCAGCGAUAUUUCCCGGGGACAACUCGGUGGCUGUCUUGCCUCCAUCGAUGGCGCACAUGAGCUACUCGGCAGCGCAUGGUACGAGGAUCUUUAAUUUGAAGACCGCAAAAAGAGAAUCUGUCUCUGAACUUCAACGUUACUCACUCCUGUUUAAUUAUCUUAGUCGAGAACGCCGUCUCCGUAAAAAUUCCCUCGGGCAUCCGCUCGAUUUUCUGUUUCACUCCCACCUGAACAAGGACAUUUUCCCUGCAUGGGUGUUCAAAACCAUCGAUAAACUCGCCCAGGAAAUGAUUAUCGAAAUGUUUGAGCGGGUGACAAAGGCUGGAGUCAAAAUUAUCACAGCACAUUACCUACAUGGGAUUUACGACUACAAUGGUGUACCCCUCGUCGACAUACUCGACUCCUACAACCUCUUAGGCGCAAACAUCAUCCUCUCCGAUGCCACCGACGUCUCUCCAGCCGCCGCGCAGAAGAUCAUCUCAACCAAUGCCUUUGUCUCCAGCACCCCAGAAACAGAGUUACAAAUGGGUCACAGAUUACCCGUCUGCUUCCAUGACAACAUAAAGGACCAAUGCUCGCUGGGCAUAGACUGCCACUCCAACAACUGCUCCGACAUGAUCACGCAGAGGCGUCUGGGUUUACAAUCUGCCCAAGCCGUGCGUAACGAAGAGCUGAUCGAAAAGGGCGAAAUACCCAUUGUGAAGACCUCAGGGAGUGUUAGGUAUGCGUUCCGCCUCGCGACGAUACAGGGCGCCAAGUCUGUGCAUAUGCAGGACCAAAUGGGGAGUCUGGUCGAGGGGCAAAGGGUGGAUAUUGUUGACGCGCUGAGUCCUGGUAUGCGGAUAUUGAGACGGUCAGUUGAUGGGGUUGUUAGGAAGAGGGGUGGGAAGUUGGUGAAGUUAGCCGUCGAGGAAGGGAUUGCAGGGAUUGGUAAAGCGGAAGUUGUAUGGGCGGAUGUGGCGGAGCAGCUCGUUAGGAGUUGGGAGGAUUCAGGAGAGGAUUGA